Messenger RNA from Rhodamnia argentea, 902 nucleotides. RefSeq names its product DNA-binding protein DDB_G0278111. Bases 131 to 562 code for a protein of 143 amino acids. Gene Ontology annotation, cellular component: cytosol; nucleus. The transcript has 8 exons. Gene Ontology annotation, molecular function: DNA binding. The record is from RefSeq and is a predicted model, not a curated record. NCBI's taxonomy places the organism in Eukaryota, Viridiplantae, Streptophyta, Magnoliopsida, Myrtales, Myrtaceae.
GCUGGGCAUUUUCCCCGAAGAGAAUCAUAAAUCGCGCCGGGUUAACGCGAGAUUGGAGUAGGAGCUGUGAACGCCGAGCGCCGCCUGAACCCGCCCGAGUCGAUUCGGCUUGAGCGUUGCCUGAGCCGCGAUGGAUAAACCUUUCUAUCUAACAACUAGCUGGCAUUAUGUUCAGGCUGAUCCUGAGCUAGAAGCAAUUAGACAGAGAAGAAUGCAGGAGCUUAUGGCUCAAGGUGGGAUGCAGGGAAAUCAGCAUAACCCUGAACAGCAGAAAGCCCAGGAUGAAGCAAAGAGGGAGGCAGAUGAAAGACGGCAAAUGAUGCUUAGUCAAAUUUUGUCAUCUGAAGCACGAGAAAGGCUUGCUAGAAUUGCAUUGGUGAAGCCUGAGAAGGCCAGAGGUGUUGAAGAUGUUGUACUGCGUGCCGCUCAAAUGGGUCAGAUAGUUGAGAAGGUUUCUGAAGAGAGACUCAUAUCACUGCUGGAACAGAUUAACACCCAGACAACUAAGCAGACAAAAGUCACUAUCCAGAGGCGUCGUAAUGUCCUCGAGGAUGAUGAUUAGCGGAGAUCUGAAGAAUCGAGAGUAGUUCUUGCCUGUACCUUGUGAUUAAUUUGACUUCGAGACUUUUGCCUUACCUGUAAUGGUCUAGCCAGUUGUAUUUUAAAUACAUUCCUCCUGCAGUUUGAAUUGACUUCAAUACGGUGAAUACUAUAGAUGAGAUAUUCUCCGAACGUUUAAGGGAGGACAACAUAGAAGAGUGUAUAAUGGUCUUCGAAGUAAAGAAAGCUGUCUUACUAGGAUUAUGCAUUGCCUGUUGUGGAUUUGCAGGAUCAUCUGAGGUGGUCGUGUUGGGCACUUGGCAAUAAGUCAUAUUAUUAGGCUAGAUAUUUCUUUUGCAUGU